GCAGUGGCCGCCGCCAUGUCGGGCGGGUCGCGUGCGUGUGUCACUCUCACUGCAAUCCUCGCUCUCCUUUACUCAGGAUGGUGUUCAGAAGACGAGGAGAGACUGGUGCGCGACUUGUUUCGCGGCUACAACAAGCUAAUCCGCCCGGUACAGAACAUGACGCAGAAGGUCGACGUGCGCUUUGGCCUCGCCUUCGUGCAACUCAUCAAUGUUAAUGAGAAAAAUCAGAUCAUGAAAUCUAACGUAUGGCUGCGGUUAGUCUGGAUGGACUACCAGCUGAUGUGGGACGAGGCCGACUACGGCGGCAUUGGCGUGCUGCGGCUCCCGCCUGACAAGGUCUGGAAGCCAGACAUUGUCCUCUUCAACAACGCCGAUGGGAAUUACGAAGUACGAUACAAGUCUAACGUCUUGAUCUACCCUAAUGGAGAAGUACUUUGGGUACCUCCGGCUAUUUAUCAGAGUUCAUGCACUAUUGACGUAACGUAUUUCCCGUUCGAUCAACAAACGUGCAUUAUGAAAUUUGGCUCUUGGACUUUCAACGGCGACCAAGUAUCGCUCGCAUUAUAUAAUAACAAGAACUUCGUUGACCUCUCGGACUAUUGGAAAUCCGGGACCUGGGAUAUAAUUGAAGUACCCGCCUAUUUGAAUAUUUAUGAAGGCAACCAUCCCACGGAAACUGACAUCACGUUUUACAUAAUAAUUAGAAGGAAAACACUCUUCUAUACGGUCAACUUGAUUUUGCCUACAGUUCUCAUCUCAUUUCUUUGCGUGCUCGUCUUCUAUCUACCCGCCGAAGCUGGUGAAAAGGUGACACUGGGUAUCAGUAUCUUGCUGUCACUGGUUGUGUUUCUGCUACUGGUAUCGAAGAUCCUGCCUCCCACAUCGCUCGUGCUACCGCUGAUCGCUAAAUACCUCCUCUUUACCUUCAUUAUGAACACCGUCAGUAUUCUGGUGACAGUCAUCAUCAUCAACUGGAAUUUCAGGGGGCCUAGAACACACAGAAUGCCUCUCUGGAUUCGAAGUGUGUUCCUGCACUAUUUGCCGGCAGCGCUGCUGAUGCGCCGUCCUCGCAAGACCCGCCUACGCUGGAUGAUGGAGAUGCCUGGGAUGGGAGCCCCACCCCAUGCCGCAGCUCCUCAUGAUCUUCCUAAACAUAUUAGCGCCAUUGGAGCCAAACAGAGUAAAAUGGAAGCUAUGGAGUUAUCCGAUCUUCAUCACCCGAACUGCAAAAUUAAUCGUGCGGCAGGUGGUGGCGAAGUGGGAGCCCUAGGAGGCCUGGGUGCACUGGGUGGUCUGGGUCUCGGUGGCGAAAGGCGAGAGUCGGAGAGCUCAGAUUCUUUACUCCUGUCUCCUGAAGCAGCAAAAGCUACAGAAGCCGUCGAAUUCAUUGCUGAACAUUUGCGAAAUGAAGAUCUUUACAUACAGACUCGAGAAGAUUGGAAAUACGUAGCAAUGGUGAUUGAUAGACUGCAACUUUACAUCUUCUUCAUCGUCACCACUGCGGGCACUGUUGGUAUUCUAAUGGACGCUCCUCAUAUAUUCGAAUACGUCGAUCAGGACAGAAUUAUUGAAAUUUACCGUGGAAAAUAA
Amyelois transitella is the source of this 1590-nucleotide messenger RNA. It is a transcript of the gene nAChRbeta1, whose product is annotated as acetylcholine receptor subunit beta-like 1. The coding region runs from base 16 to 1590 and encodes 524 amino acids. Gene Ontology annotation, biological process: regulation of membrane potential; signal transduction; monoatomic ion transmembrane transport. The transcript is spliced from 9 exons. Lineage: Eukaryota; Metazoa; Arthropoda; Insecta; Lepidoptera; Pyralidae. Gene Ontology annotation, cellular component: synapse; postsynaptic membrane; neuron projection. The record is from RefSeq and is a predicted model, not a curated record. Gene Ontology annotation, molecular function: acetylcholine-gated monoatomic cation-selective channel activity; transmembrane signaling receptor activity.